This is a messenger RNA of Drosophila grimshawi, 3965 nucleotides long. It is a transcript of the gene Edc3, whose product is annotated as enhancer of mRNA-decapping protein 3. Gene Ontology annotation, cellular component: P-body. Lineage: Eukaryota; Metazoa; Arthropoda; Insecta; Diptera; Drosophilidae. Gene Ontology annotation, biological process: P-body assembly; deadenylation-independent decapping of nuclear-transcribed mRNA. Gene Ontology annotation, molecular function: mRNA binding. The record is from RefSeq and is a predicted model, not a curated record. The transcript has 5 exons. The coding region runs from base 366 to 2417 and encodes 683 amino acids.
AACGAAAACGUAAAUGCGAAAGGCAGUGAAAAAUUUAAACGAAACAACAAAUGCUUAUAAAUUCAAUGGAAUAUCAUAGUUAAAAGAUCGAUUCAUGUUCAACCAGCCAAUUACAAUAACCAAAUACCACAUUUUCCAUUUGCAAUAAGGUCGAAUUGUUAACGCCAACGAAUUUGCGUGCGUGAGAGUUUUUCUUUAGUGCGUGGUAAUUGCGUAUUAAACAACAACAGCAAAAACGGAGCAGCUCGAAAACAAAAACUGCAAACGCUGGCAAAAACCUGAAAAACUGAACAAAGAAACAAAAAGAAGAAAAACAGAAUUAGAGAAAUAAACAUUUUUGCAAAAUUUGUAUUCGAUUAGCUUAUAUGGGUUUGACAGAUCAAGAUUGGAUUGGGAGCGCGGUCAGUUUGACCUGCGACGACGAGCUGGGCAUAUUCCAGGGCCUGAUCAAGAAGAUCUCCGCGGAGGAGAUAACGAUCGUUCGCGCCUUUCGCAAUGGCGUCCCUUUGCGCAAACAGAAUGCAGAAGUGGUGCUCCGAUGUGCUGACAUCAAAGCCAUCAAUUUGAUUGAGCCCGUCAAGGAUGCUGAGACGACGGCGCCAACGGUGAUUAACAAACCGACGCCAGUUAAAUUGCCACAUUUCUCCAACAUACUCGGCAAGCAGCAGCAGCUCCAACAACAACAGCAGCAGCAACAACAACAGCAGCAGCAGCAACAACUGCAAUUGCUGCAGGAGAGCGAUCAGGAGUUACCUUCGACGCCUCGAACCAAAGUCAACGGCAAUUAUGGCAGAAAUGGAGGUGGAGGUGGCGGAGGCCUCGGCAACUCGGCACUGAGUGACAAAAUGCACCAACUUAUGCUCAGCACAAAUCAGAAUGGAUCCAAUGGCAUGCGCAGAACACCGCAGAGCUCAGGUGCAUCGAGUGCUGUACAACAGCAGCCGCUGCCGCAGCAGUCGACGACGCCGAAUAGUGUUGCAGCCUUUUUUGGCAACAUGAUACCGGCCAAGGUGGAGGUGAAGCUGGGCAGCACGGCCUACAAUGCAGGCGGAGGAGGUAGCUACAGCAACAACAACAACUUGGGGAGCAACUGCAGCAGUAGCGCUGAUGGCAGCUGUGGCAACGGCGAGGCAGCUGCUGCUGGCAACAGCAACAGCAGUCGACCUAUUGAUAUCAUAGGGCACAGCAACGGUGGUGGUUUCUGUAACCAAGCAUCUGUCAGCUAUGGCAAUGGCAAUGGAAUUGGCAAACGCAAUGGAAAUGGCAAUGGCAACGUCAACAGCUACAACUCCAACUCUUAUACGGCUAAUGGCAACGGCAAUGGGAAUGGGAAUGCAAACGGGAAUGGAAAGAAUGGUAAGCGGGGUGGAGGAAAUCGUGUGCGACGCGAGAGCAGCAUACGACAGCAGCAACAGCAGACAUUUGGCAGCGAAGCAGAUGAUCCGCUGCUGCACGAGGAGUUUGACUUUGAGGGCAAUCUGGCGUUGUUCGAUAAGCAGGCCAUUUGGGAUGACAUCGAGUCGACGCACCAGAAACCGGACGUAGUCCGCCAUGCUGUCCACGCUCAGAAGCAGAAGAAGUAUAGACACGAUGAGAACAUUUUGGUUAGCCAACCGUUGCAGUUGCGUCAGAUCGAGAGCAUCUUUGAUGGCGGCAAAGAUUUUGUGACCGAUGAUGGCCUCAUCAUACCCACCAUACCGGUCUAUGUGCGCAACCGGAUCGAGCUGAGCGCCGAGAGAGCUGGCCUAUCGCAGCAGCGACAAAUUGAUAUACUGGCGCGUGGCGCCACCGAUUUAGCCAUCACAUUGCUCGGCGGCGCUCGCCGCUUGACACCGGCCAACAAUCAUCAGUGGCCCAAGAUUGCCAUCAUUUGCGAUGGCGUCAACACAAUGAGAACAAUCAACAUUGCAUGCGCAACGGGUCGUCUUUUGGCCUCCCAUGGACUAACCGUGCUGCUCUAUGUGGAGCAGGCGGAGCUAAUUGAGCAGAACAGCAACUUGGAAGUAGCCUUGUUCAAGGCUACUGAAAAUACCAUAGUGCAUUCGGUGGACGAUUUGCCUACGCCAGAUCUUGUGAUAGUUUCGACAAAUACCGCUAAUCUUUCGGAUGCAAUUAAGAAAUGGCUCAGCGUUAAUCGCGCAUCAGUGCUUGCCAUUGAUCCGCCACCGUGUGGCAUUAAGGAUGUUGCUAUCAAGUACUCAAUAUUACCCAUAUUACCAUUGAUCCAAGAUACGAGCAAUUCGGCUGCUGCUGGUGCUGCUGCUGAAACAACACCAACAAAAACAUCAACGAAUAAUUGUGGCAAACUGUAUUUAUGUAAUUUAGGUAUACCAGAUAAAUUUUAUCGUGAUUGUGGCAUUAAGUACAAAAGUCCAUAUGGACAUAAAUAUGUGAUACCGAUUCACUCAAAGGACUGAAACAACGAUAAAAACAGCACACACACAAAAACAAAAACAACAGCAACAACAAUCAUCAGCAACAACAUUAAGAGAAGAUUACGAAGAAGUAGAAGGAAGAACAACACAAACACAAAAACAAACAAAAAACCAAUCAUAAACAGCAACAACAACAAAAGCAACACUCAACAAACAACACACAUGUGAUGAUCAUCAAAGUCCAGUUUCCUGUGAAUCUAACAACUAGCUCUUAGAAGUCUCUCAUAAACAUAACUCACAUUAGUUUUUAUCUACGGCGCAUAUAGUAUAUAUAUAUAUUUAGUUUAAGCACUUAGUUUAUGCAUACAAAUCGUUUUAAUUGAUCAGCUGCCCUAGAAUAGUGCCGAACUACAUUUAUAAUCGUAUAUAUUUAUUUUCAAUUUUCAAUUUUUUUUUUCUUUGUACAGACCCUCAAUGCUAGUCGAGGCAUAAUUGAUUUUUGUUUUGGCGCUCGCUUGAGAGAUGUCUAAAUUUGUCUGAAUUUCCAAAUUAUAUUAUUUUUAGGACCACAUUCUUCCAUAUUUGAUGCUCCCACCCAGCAACUAUCCCAUAAGCGAGUCUAUAGCUUUAAUUUUUAUAUAUAUUAUGCACUGGACAACUAACCAAAAGGACCAUUCCCCCCAAAAAUAUAACUGGUCUUCAGAGCAAUACUUUCAAAUAUGCAAAAACCGAAAAGAAAAACAAAUACGUAUAUAUAUAUAUAUCUAACAAUUGUAAAUAAUUGUAUAUUUGCAUAAUUGUUUGUAUAAUAUGUAUAUGGGAAGAACUCAAUUAAAUUGAAUUAGUGAGAUUGAGUGUGAAGUAUGCGCAAUACAUGCCAAAUUAAAUGUCUACUUUUUAAGCAAUAAAUCAACAACUAUUAUAUAAUAAAUUCAUAAACAAUACAAUACAAUACAAAUUACAAAUCAGAUCGAUAAGUUAGUUUCGUAAGUUUAAAGUGUUUAACAAAAAAUGACACAUUAAAACAAAAAAGCAAAAAUUUUAUUUGUAUUCAGAGUUUAGUAUCGUAAGACAAAAGUUUAAGCCGUAAGAGCGAAAAAACAAAACCUUAUUUUGUACUCCCAACGAAUACGGAAAAGAAAGAAAAACAACACAAACACAAACAAAAACCAUAUUUCAAAUGUAUCGCGAUGAGUUUUACAAAACCAAAUUGAACAAGUACUAUAUCAAAAUCCAAUCUAAUAGUGAAAAUGUUAGCCUUUGCAAACUUAAUAUGGCAACCAAAAAACCUUAACUAAUUGUUGUAAAAAUAUUAUAAUAUAUAGAUUCUAAAUUUCAAUUGUUGAUGAUCAGUCUGCGAAUUUCAAUUUGCAACCAAUUGUUUCAUACAUAAAAACAAAAAUGGAAGAAAAAAAAAUGAAAAUACAAAGCUACAGUUUUAUGGGCUUUCCCCGAUGGAAAUGCGUUAAGACUGUUUUGAGUUAGGAGAAGAGAAGUUGUCAGGACGUUGUGGCAGAAGUUGAGAAGGUUAUUACCAACAGGAACAAAAACAAAAACACACACAACAAACACACCACAGAAUUUUGAUAA